Messenger RNA from Puccinia triticina, 450 nucleotides. RefSeq lists its product as uncharacterized. Gene Ontology annotation, molecular function: acyltransferase activity. The record is from RefSeq and is a predicted model, not a curated record. Bases 1 to 450 code for a protein of 149 amino acids. The transcript is spliced from 2 exons. NCBI's taxonomy places the organism in Eukaryota, Fungi, Basidiomycota, Pucciniomycetes, Pucciniales, Pucciniaceae.
AUGUCCGUGUUUGCGAAGGCAGCCUGUCUAGCCUUGAAGGAGAUCCUGGGUGCAAAUGCUUCAAUUGAGGGGCCCGGGACGGGCAACCAGGUGGUCUAUUGGGACUACUUUGACCUCUCCGUGGCCGUCGCCACGCCCAAAGGACUUGUCACCCUUGUCGUCCGCAACACCAAGAAUCUUGGGCUCGUCGACAUCAAACAGGAGAUCCCCCGGCUGGGUGCCAAAGCUAAGGACAACAAGCUCUUGCUUGAGGAUACGGCUGGCGGCACAUUCACAAUCUCCAACGGCGGGUUUUCUUCAGCCUAUCAUCAACUUCCCCCUCAAUCUGCCGUUCUUGGAAUGCACCCAAUCAAAGACACCCCGGUUUUCAGAAACGGACACAUUGCCAUCCGUCGUGCUCAGCUGCCCUCUCCGCCCUCCGCCUUGCCCUUGCCCUUGCCCCCCAGGUGA